Messenger RNA from Dissoconium aciculare CBS 342.82, 3558 nucleotides. RefSeq lists its product as uncharacterized. The record is from RefSeq and is a predicted model, not a curated record. The coding region runs from base 1 to 3558 and encodes 1185 amino acids. Lineage: Eukaryota; Fungi; Ascomycota; Dothideomycetes; Mycosphaerellales; Dissoconiaceae. The transcript has 2 exons. Gene Ontology annotation, molecular function: protein binding.
AUGCAAACCCUCGACAUUCCUUUCACCUCUUAUGUCAAAUUCAUAUUCCUCCUCGGUGCAGCCAGCUGGCUCUUCUAUCGUGCCUAUCAGGUUCUAAAUAAACCCGUCGACGAGCUCGCCGGCUUGCUUGGUCUGGACAUUCCGCCAACACCUCUCAUUGAUCUCGCCGACAUCCGAGCCGAUGGCGCAAUCAUCCAUUGGUCCUUACCGGACCAGCAGAAACACAAAAACAGCCUCAAAUUCGAGAUCCAUCUCAACGGGACAGUCAUACAGACCAUCUCGGUGCAAGAGUCGGCCGUCACCAUCACCGGGUUAUUGCCGGGUUCUUCCUACAUUGUACGUGUGGGAUUGGUGAACAGCUCAGAUUUCGGGUCGAAGAGCGCGCCCAUUCGCUUUCAGACCAAGCCGCCUACCUCCGGCGAUUACUUUAUCUCGGCUACGUCUGAGCCCGGCGACGGAGAUCAGGAUGCAGCGUCCCAGCCCAUCCCGCGAGCGCUGCCUUAUCGCGGGUUGAAGAACAUACCAAUUGCUUCACCAGAAGAGCAGACGUCUGCCCGAGAAUUGGGCGCGAAUGCACGACGAUCGACAAUCGGCGCAAGGAGGGUCUCACCAGCUUUGAACGUCAUCGAACGGCAGGAUAAGGCUGCAGCGGAGGAUGAGGAAGGGGAGACGAUUCAACAGUUGACAGAGAGGUUGGACGAGAUCCGGCGCGAGAUCGAGGACGCGGAACGCUGCGCCAACGACGACGAAGAGGAUGAGGUGCGCCAAAAGGAGGAGCUGUUGGAGGAGCGAGAUCGACUCAAGGCGGAGGUCAUGGAGCGGGACAAAGCGAGCAAAGGCCUGAGAAAGGAGUUGGGCAUACUCGAGCGACAGAACACCACCGCGCAGAACGAGCGCAUCAAACAGGACAAGAUUUUGCAACAGAAGAAACAAGAAAGGCAGAAGUUGGUGGAUGAUGCGAUCCAGUGGGAGCGUGAUGCUCAAGAAAUGCAGCAGGAUGUGGAGCGACUGAGGCGGGAAAAGCAGGAUUACAUCGCAAAGGCCAAAGAGCAACGAGAGAGCUUGGUGAAGAAGCAAGCCACUGAGCUUGCCUCGAUCAAAGCGCUUGAGGAGCAACUCAAAGCCAAGACCCUCGAAGUCAAGAAAUUAGAGAGGGAAGUGAAAGAGGCCAGCCCACAAGGAGCCGAUGCGGAGCUGUACCUCGCGCAACAACAGCAGCAAGAUGCAGAGGACAGACGGCAAUGGGAUCUGCACUAUGGCGCCUUACAGCACGAAUAUGCGGUGGCGGCUCAGAAGGAACAACAAGCGAAACAUAUCCACGAAGAGCAGGUUAGGAUACUGCAAGGCUUACGAGCACGGAGGAGACAAGAGGAUCUUGCACAGUAUUCGUCUCCGCCUGCAUCUCUGCCUCGUCGCACCGAUAGUCAACGGAGCCGGCGCGGACAGAGUGGGCAGAACGGACAGAGCGCCACCGAAAGCCCACGCACAACGCUCUAUCAGACAACCUCCAGCUCUUUUGGCCCUAGCUUAACCAGUACAGCUUCAGUGUUUGGACCUUCAGGAUCGAUGAUGCAUAUUGGGAAUGGCAUGGGCAGCGGACUUGCAAGCUCCGAAGUUUUGAUCUCCGAAGCGGACCGACAACGUUUGACUGGCGGCGCCAUGUUGAGCCCGGGCGCAGGUGCCGAACUUCUCCCCGCCGAUCUCUUCAUGGACGGUGACAGCCGGAGCUCGUAUGUCCAGCCCUUACCUGGUCUGGGCGCGAUCCCCAACGCGAUUCCCGGCCUGGGUGAGAUUCCUGCUCAGACGACGCCAGACCAAACCAACGCCGGUCCCGUCAGUCCCAUCUCCGAGACAGGUCGGUCGCAAAGCGUCUUCGCCAGUCCGCAAGCCAGCCAACAGAAUUUACAUCUGGGGUCUCCCGAGAACAUCAUCGACGCCGACCGGCGAUCGAUCCGAUCAACACGCUCCAACCGUGCGACCAGCGGCGGUGCCACGGGCAGUCGCUUCAGCGGCAUGUUCGGCAUCAUGUCGAGGUCGAAGGCGGUCUCCGCCGAGGAAGGCCUCGCUCUGGGGAAAGUGCAGAGCCAUUCGAUGCCACGCCAUGAUCAAGGACUUCCUGGCCUCGACCUCUCGAGUCGCAAACGCAAUAGUAGUAUUUCUGCCUCGGUGAUGAGUGGGGGAUCUUCCUCGCUAGCCAACGAGGCCUUCGAUGCACAAUCCGACGAUGCAUUGCCUCGGAGCCGGCGGCCAUUUGCAUUCUUCCACAAGGAGAAGGGUUGGCCUAGUUCUUUCGGUCAUCCGCGGAACGAGCCGACCACCCGACCAGUUUCAACGCAUUCCAUCGACUUGCCUCGGCCCUCUCUCGACGGCGGAAAUCGCUGGAUGGUUGACCCCUGGCCAAGCAACGAUGCCAGCGGCAGCGGGAAUCGCAGCAGCCCUCUCGCAUUCGGCACGACGAGCUGGAACCCCCCGGCUUCGCAGCAGAGUCGCGUAUACGGGUCUCGGCUGCCGUCUCGUCGACCUUCGGCUCAGUACGGUGUCCACGGGCCUCCACCAGUUGGCAUCCCCGAGGCGGACGAUUUCUCAGAUGUUUCGGAUGCCGACCCGGAGGCUUAUCUGGCGCCCAUCGGCACGAGACCGACACCGAGUCCACGGAAACCAUCAAAUCCUGAUGAGCCGGCGUCAAGUCCUGCUGCCAGCGCCGCUCAAACGGCUGCCGCCUCUGCCGCAGCCGUUGACCCGACGAAGCUCAAUCCCGCCGCCAAAGACUUCAAGAGUUUCUUCUCCAGCAUCAAACUCCGCGACAAAGACAAGGACAAAUCCAAAGAACCCUCCUCCUCCUCCUCCGUCGUCGGCACCCCGGCCCUGGACGGCAUCGACACCAACGACUCACCCCCGGCCAGCCGCAAAUCCCGAGAAACCCGCGACGGCGCCCACCUCUCCCUCACGACCACCCUCGAGUCCAACGCGCUCGAAUCCGGCCGCCAGUCCCCGAUCCUCUUCGCCCUCACGCCCUCGCAGACCAACACCUCCGAGGCCAUCGCGCCGUCCCCGCUCCUCAGCCCCAGCGUCGGCGGCAGCUCGCUCGGCAAGGAGACGUUCAUGCAGAAGCUCUCGCGCAAAUCCAGCUCCGGCAAGUUCGCCCUGCCGACCUUCAAACGCAGCGGCGGCGGGGAGAAAUCCUCCUCUUCCAACAACGUGCUGCUCACGCCCACCACGCCCACCGUCCCGAGCGUCGGCGGCGCCACCGACGACGACACCGACGACGCCAUGUCCGCCAGCGUCGGCAGCCUGCGCGAACGCGACUCGCGGGAAUUCGGCGCGUCGACGUCAUCGCAGCAGCAGCAGCAGAGGCACAGCGGGCGCGGAUGGGGCCAUGUCCUCAAACUCGGCAGCGGCGGUGGCGGUGGCAGUGCGGCAGGGAGCUCGAUCGGUGCGGGGGAGAGGAUGGGGAGGAGGAAGGGAGGUCAGACGCCGAGCCUGAGCAGCAUGAGUCUGAGGAGCGGCGGGACGGGGACGACGGAGGAAGGCGGGAAUGGGACGGUCGGUGAGGAGUGA